AGAUGACAACUGGGCAAUGACGUAGUACAAAUGGCGGAACGCGUAAACAACAGCGCUAGGUCUCCGGAAAAAGACUUCUCUGGGCCAAAUGCAGCGUCUCGAUGAGCUGGAAGAUCAUGGACUACGAACGUUUGGACAGCCUGGACGGCUGGGUAGCCAUCAAGAGCAACGUCUUUGAAGAAAACGAGACUUUUAAGCUGGGCUUCAUCGUCCAGUGGAAUGUAAUCGAGUGCAAGUUCGCCGUCACCUGUCACAACCGGACCCUGCAGAGGCAGAGGCGCAGGGAAGAGCAGGCUCCGGCGGACACGCAGACCAGCUGGGCCGGCCUCUUUUCGGUCAGCGAUCUUAGAAAUGUCCAUCGGCAGCUGACGGGGGUCAGCGACGUGCUGGGGGCCUUUUUCCCCGACUUGUCGGCCUUUGAGGUGGGGAAUCUAUGGGACCUUCUGUUCCUGGGCAGGCCGUCUGGCUUGGAGGAGCCCGACAUGGACCUGGACUGGCCCUGCCGCCAGCUGGAGAGAUACUUCAGCACCGCCGUCGACAUCUGCGGCCGCACGAUCGUGCUGGACUGCCUGUUCGCGCAGGACUGCCGGGACGUUGAGGAGUACUUCGAAAACCUCCACGAGUUUAAAAAGAAGAGCAUGGAGGACCAGGUGGUCAGGGCGCGAGAGCAGCUUAGAAAGAUACUCCAACAACACAAAGCUGCGGACAAGAUGGUUCUCCUGUUAAAGAUUUAUGAAGAAGAGGAUGAGGCUUACAAGGAAUUAGUUACCGUGGCAACACAGUUGUAUCAGUACCUGCUCCAGCCCUUCCGUGACAUGAGGGAGCUGGCUAUGUUGUGUAAAAUGGAGAUAAUGAAAUCCCUGGAAUUCGAGGAUUUGGGUCCUAAAAGAAUAGAGGCUCUGGAGAAGGAGGCGGAGGAGUGGAGGAAGAGAGCUCAAGAUGCUGUGUCUUCCAUUCAGGACAUCACUGUGAACUACUUUGUAGAAACAUCAAAGGCUCUGGCAGGGAUGCUGAAGCAGAUGGAGGAGGACAGACAGAGGUUUGGCCCUGCCGCGUGGGCCUCGGCCUCUCCCAGGCUGGAGAAGCUCAAGUUCAUGCAGGCCAAAGAGAUGCUGCAGCACAUGAGAGCAAAGGAAAUGUGCUUGAACCGCAAGAAGGAGGACAUCAGGAAAAGUGUGGAAAGCCUUGCUGAUCAAAGGGACAGCGUGGAAUCCGUCGAUGAAUUAGAGAUGCAGUAUUAUGAAGCUCAGCUGGAAUUAUACGACGUGAAGUUUGAAAUUCUGAAGAACGAGGAGCUGCUGUUGCUAGCUCAGAUAGACACAGUACGAAGACAGAUUAAAGAGCUGAAGGAGGAGGUGGUGUACUACGACACCUGUGAGAACGAGGAGGAGCUGCACCAGGCAGAGCAGGCCGGGAGGAGCCCGAGGGAUGCCAGCUCUCCGGACCUGAGGGACCUGCAGCGCCGGCUGCAGCGCCUGGAGAGCAAGAGAGGCGGCAUCUGCUCCAGGAGGGCCUAUCUGCGCAACAAGAAGGACCAGUGCAUGGAGGCACACGAGCUGAAGCACAAGCAGGCACAGGAGAAUGAAACACGGUUCCUGCAGCACCACAGCAUUCACUUGAAAAGAGAGAAGAAGAGGGAAGAGGAUCAGAAGAAGAAGGAAUGGGUGGAUAAGGAGCGAGAGAGGACACUGACAAGGCUGAAGACCUUCCGAGAGAAAAGACAGGGGCAGUUUGUGUUAAAAACGCAUCAUCCCCAGGCUGCUGUUCGAAACGCACCUCCGUUAGACCUUUCUCAGCCAAUGUCCAUCGUCAGCCUAACGCCAGUUGCUGAAGAUAAUAAAGCUGUGUCCACGAGGAAGUCUGCCCAGCUGUUGAAGAAAAAGAACCCGAGGAAACAGAACGACAUCGCAGUUCACAUCUUCCUUCCACAGAGAUCUGAAGGAGUGGCUCCAGAUGAGGCCGCUCCAGUGGCCCCACCCCCAGCCCCGCCCCCUCCAGCCCCUCCUCCUCCUCCCCCUCCCCCUCCCCUGCCUGCCCCACCCUCCACUGACCCAGAACUGCUUGACCAGCCCAUGCCACUCCGCUGCGAGAAAGAGGGCACAGCAUUUGGCAUGAAAAACACCCUGAAGCAGAAUAUAGGGUCCAUGGACGAAGUGCUGGCCUCCUUGCAGAGAGGGCAAAGCCUCCUGCGGAAGGUGGAGGCGUCUGCCCGCCCCCAGACUAAGGGAGCAGACAACGUCAGAGACAGCAUCCUGUCGGCCAUCAGGCAGGGGGUGAAGCUGAAGAAAGUGCAGCAGGCGCCCGAGACCGAGGGCAGCAGGGACACGGCUUCCGACCUGGAGCGUAGUAUCAAGGCUGCUAUGCAGAGAAUGAAGAAAGUGUCCUCUGAGUCUGACAGUGAGGAGCAAGGGGAUGGACAGUCAGGAGACUGGGACUGCUAGGCCCUUUGCUGCCUCCUCAAUGUCAUUUCAGGGGGCUCCCAGUAUAGGGUCUUGAAAGUCUUAAAAGUACUGAAAGGCAUUCAUCCUUAAUUGGCUUUUUAAAGGGUGUGUUUGCUAUCGAUAUCUUUUAAAGAUUGAUACUGAAUGGGAGGUCUUUUCCUUUCUGAUGUCCUGCCUGGUAGCCCUGCUGCCUUCCCAGCUCAUAGAUGUUAGGUUUAGAUUUCAUACUGGGGCACCUUCUGUGAAGAAUUUGCACGUUCUCCCAGUGUUUGCUUGGGUUUCCUCCAUUUGCUCCACUUUCCUCCCACCUUCCAAAGACAAGCCUUUUAGGCAUUGGUGUAAUUAAAUUGCCCCUUCUUGGUUGUGUCUUCCAGUGAAUUAAUGUCCCAUUCAGGACAUUAUCCUGCUUUGCCCUUCUGUUUCUGGGAUGGAUGUCCUGACAGUACGAUGCAGAAAAUAGAGUAAGUCAUACUGCACACCCUGAUUGCACUUUACUCCUCUUCAUGUGGGUGCAGUUAACAAAAGCGGAACGGAUCUGCAGGAGUAAAAACCUGAUACAGGGGCUGAAGCAUGUUAGAUUUUCUGCGGCUCGCUCCAGACAUUCUUUCGCUGCUGUUCCCACUGGGGGACAGAAUCUCUCUUGCAGUUUCCUGUGCGGAACCACAUCACAUGGUUUGGACUUUAUACAAAGGUGUUUACUGUAUUCUUGCACGUCAGUCUCUGAAAAUAUCAGCACAUCCAAUGAAAUGUGGCAGCCAAGUGGUCUUUGGAAUGGUGUCCUUGGUCUCAGUUCAUUGAGCUUAAUGAGGAAGAGGAGUGAGAGCAGUUUAUCAAGGUUGAAGAGUCAUUUGGAUUAAUCAUCAAUCCUGCCUUUGAAUUAGUCAUCAUUUUGUCUUGUGUUAUUUGCAGAAAGGACUCUUUACUCAGACACUUUUAUGCUGCAUCUAAUUAUUUAAACAGAAUUGUAAAAAAAGUUCGUUGAUUAACAAUAUAAUUUUAUGAAACUUCACUAGAAAGCAAAAAAAAACUUUGCACUGAUUAUUCAUCUUUCUUGUAUUAAAAUAAGUGGAGUUUCCAGCCUUUUCAGGUUCAGUUUCUUUAGCAGUGUGAUGUGUCAGCACUAACCCGAAAAGUGCCUUUAGGAUUGUGUUUUUUGAAUCAUUUUCAUCAAGUUUAUUACUGUGGAUAUGUUGGUAUUUGUUUUGAAUGUGUGCAAAUGUAAUAUUAGUCUUUAGGAUGGCUACAGCUGUAGGGCAGACACUCUAAGCCCUGUCAUCUGUUCCUGCCGUUCAUUGGAAAGGAAGAUGAAAUACAUAUGUCUUUCUAGUUAUGUCGCUGAACUGUCUCUGCACCCUGAGCAGGUGUUCUCAAGAGCACUGCCAUCUAGUGGUUGCAGAAAUUACAGAGACGCUUUUCUCUUUUAGAGAUAUGACCUCAGAAAGUGAGCACAUGCUCUUUAAGGAUUAUAUCCUUCAUUUUGUUCAUCUGUGUUUUCAGUUUCACCAAGGCUGUGCUGUAAACCUAUGUGACAAUACCAGUUUGGUCAGUUCAGUUAUAUUCUUCCCUUCAUAUUUAGAAUUUCAGUAUGUUAAAUGAUUCUUCACUCCAAAUGUGUAAGGAGUGGAUUGUUUCAUUUAAAAGGUGUGUCUAAAAGUUUUUUGUAUAGAAAAAAGUGGACCUUCUUAAUUAAAACAUUUAAUAGGAUUAAGAAAAGCAGUAUAAUGGCGCAGGCUAGUUCUUGCGUCAUUUGAACCCGAUUCUUUAUAAUGACUAUCUUCUCAGGCAGACAGAGGAAACAGUUGUUAUGUUCAAAGAUAUUAAAUAUAUUUUUAAUUUUUGGAGCGCCUAUUGUAAAAAGACGUGUUUGGUAUUGGAAGUUAAGUUAGUGAGUAUUGUAGAAGAUGCUGCCAAGAUAGUUGCCAAGGGAAGUGGAUUAAAAAAAAAGUAUGGAAUUCAUAGCAUAAUGUAUGAGUUGUCAUGAGGAUGAGUAAAACGGUCUUUGCCAAAUCAAAAGCUGGUGAGAUACUGGCAAUGCUUGUACAGUACAGCGCAAUAAACAAAACUGUGCUCUGA
Lepisosteus oculatus (spotted gar) is the source of this 4514-nucleotide messenger RNA. Its product is annotated as WASP homolog associated with actin, golgi membranes and microtubules. Gene Ontology annotation, molecular function: actin binding; Arp2/3 complex binding. The record is from RefSeq and is a predicted model, not a curated record. Gene Ontology annotation, biological process: endoplasmic reticulum to Golgi vesicle-mediated transport; Arp2/3 complex-mediated actin nucleation. Gene Ontology annotation, cellular component: endoplasmic reticulum-Golgi intermediate compartment membrane; cytoplasm. Lineage: Eukaryota; Metazoa; Chordata; Actinopteri; Semionotiformes; Lepisosteidae.